This is a messenger RNA of Pan troglodytes (chimpanzee), 10827 nucleotides long. RefSeq names its product phosphodiesterase 3A (gene PDE3A). The transcript is spliced from 17 exons. The record is from RefSeq and is a predicted model, not a curated record. NCBI's taxonomy places the organism in Eukaryota, Metazoa, Chordata, Mammalia, Primates, Hominidae. The coding region runs from base 2074 to 5640 and encodes 1188 amino acids. Gene Ontology annotation, molecular function: 3',5'-cyclic-nucleotide phosphodiesterase activity. Gene Ontology annotation, biological process: signal transduction.
UGUCUACAUACAAAAUACAGUGGCAUAUUGAAUCAAUUAUCUAAAUGCUCUAGGCUGUAAAUACACUUUAACCUGGAAUGUCAAGAUAAUUAAGACAAAAUUGGAUUAUUAAGAUUAUUAUUAGUGAGGGCAAAUGACAUCUAAGAUAGCCAUGUUAAAAGUGGAGUAUCAUAUUAAAAAGACAACUACAUCCCAAGGAACAUCAAUAGAGUUUAAGUCCAUUGAACAGAUACUGAAUUCUUUUUCAUAAUCUGCCAAAAAAAGUUAGCUUGAAAAUUUUCUUUUAGUUUCUCAAAUAUCACACUGCUGCAGUACACGAACCUUUACUCAUUAAUAACUAAGGUCCUGAUUUUUUUCAUACGCUUUGCUCGAAGAUGUAGUAUUUUGCAGCCAUAAACAGUCUUCUAAGAUCUCUCCUAGUGUUAACCCACCUAUCCUCACCUCUCCCUUGAGAUUUUUCUUUAUUUUUUGAUGAACUAUCUGGGCUUUUAAACUUUGUUAAACUUUUUUGAGGAUACGGUCACUUAAUCUCAAUGUAAUUUUACUUUCCACAGUCAAAAACUAUUGUGUAAUACUCAUACACUGGAUUUAAAUGACUGCUGCCUCUCCUUCCUUUCUUUUUAUACUAUUGUGGUCUAGGUAAGGCUGAUUCUUCCAUCAUUUGAACCAACAGGCCAGGCUUGGGUUCUCAUAAAACAGACCUUCCAGCAGGAGCGACCAAAGGAUUACAAUGUCACCUGAAAUUGGACUGCUGUUGUACCUGACUUGGGAACAUCUUUGAAUCAGACAGUAGAAGUGGCUGUCAUUUUCAGGGACAGUAGAAAGUAUGUUGGCUCUCAUCUGCCAAGCAGGCAAACACAAUCUUUUUUUUUUUUUUUCCCUCCAACGUUCUAGGGAGCUCAGCCUCAGGGCUAGCCGCAGCCCCCCACACCCCGGGGCUGCGGUGGGCUGAGCGGUGGAUCAGCCUCAUCAGCCCCUGCUCCAGCCUGUAGGGUGAACCGGCCGCUUUCCCAGCAAAGGAGCAAUCGAGCUGAGGGUAGCGCCUCCUCCGGAGGAGGGGGCGGGAGCUCGGCUGAGAAAGCUUUCCUAGGGAGUUGCCUUAAAGAAAGAAAGCGGAAUUGUCGAUCACUCCAGUUGCCAGUUUUAUACAAUUUUAAGCAGUCGUCUCCACUCGUUUCCCCUUUGCAAAACUGCAAAUCACCACCAACCUUGCAUCAAAUAGAAGUGGGGAGGAAAAAAAAAAGCAAAUCUCCUUCUCCCUUCUCACCCUCCCUUUCUUCUCACCCUCCCUUCCUCUCUUGCUCGCUCCUUCUCCCUCCCUCCCUUCUGCGGCUGCCGCUAGUCUCUCGGUCUGGCUCUCUCUCCGACGGGACUUAGCAACUUCUUAUUUCUCAGCCCCUUUUCCAUUUUUUUUUUCCAUCCUUUGCCAUGAAUUGGAUUGACAGAGGCGGGGGAGGCUUUGCUUUCUGCCCCAGGGAAUGGCGAUUCGCGUCCUGGGGCCGUGCAGGGGAGAAUCGACCGAGGACAAAGAAAGAGUGAUAGAAAAAGAGCUGCAGGAAGGAAGAGAAGGGAGACUUCCAUCUGCCGCGGGCCCGGCGCGCUGCAGCGCAGCGCCGAGCUGCGCCUCGGAAUGGCCCAGAACCCGCCCUGCGCCCCCGGCUCCUCCAGCGUCAGCGGCUCCUGCGCGCGGGAUGCAUUGGGCAAUUUUUGAAAUCCUGAAGUAGGAAGAGACCCCGGAGGAUAUAAGUCGGGGGUAGGGGUGGAGCAGAGAAUCUGUGAAAGAUAUUCAAAGAGAGAAAAGGGAAAUCCUGAUCGUUUCUGCCCGUGCUUGCUUUCAACUUGAGCGUGCUAGCUUUUAACUUGAAGAAGUCUCAUUGGAGCAUCUAGCAUUCUCCAGGAGUUAUUCGAAAGCUGAAACUUUCAGUGGAUUGUGGGCCUGGGGAGAAGAAGGAUUCCGAGGGUGGAAUUGGGAAGAGCGUGCGUGCGUGUGUGUGUGUGUGCGCGCGCGCGUGUGGGUCGGGGCGGGGGCGUCGGGGGGCCACUGGGAAUUCGGUGAAGAGGGCACCCUAUACCAUGGCAGUGCCCGGCGACGCUGCACGAGUCAGGGACAAGCCCGUCCACAGUGGGGUGAGUCAAGCCCCCACGGCGGGCCGGGACUGCCACCAUCGUGCGGACCCCGCAUCGCCGCGGGACUCCGGCUGCCGUGGCUGCUGGGGAGACCUGGUGCUGCAGCCGCUCCGGCGCUCUCGGAAACUUUCCUCCGCGCUGUGCGCGGGCUCCCUGUCCUUUCUGCUGGCGCUGCUGGUGAGGCUGGUCCGCGGGGAGGUCGGCUGUGACCUGGAGCAGUGUAAGGAGGCGGCGGCGGAGGAGGAGGAGGAAGCAGCCCCGGGAGCAGAAGGGGGCGUCUUCCCGGGGCCUCGGGGAGGUGCUCCCGGGGGCGGCGCGCGGCUCAGCCCCUGGCUGCAGCCCUCGGCGCUGCUCUUCAGUCUCCUGUGUGCCUUCUUCUGGAUGGGCUUGUACCUCCUGCGCGCCGGGGUGCGCCUGCCUCUGGCUGUCGCGCUGCUGGCCGCCUGCUGCGGGGGGGAAGCGCUCGUCCAGAUUGGGCUGGGCGUCGGGGAGGAUCACUUACUCUCACUCCCCGCCGCGGGGGUGGUGCUCAGCUGCUUGGCCGCCGCGACAUGGCUGGUGCUGAGGCUGAGGCUGGGCGUCCUCAUGAUCGCCUUGACUAGCGCGGUCAGGACCGUGUCCCUCAUUUCCUUAGAGAGGUUCAAGGUCGCCUGGAGACCUUACCUGGCGUACUUGGCCGGCGUGCUGGGGAUCCUCUUGGCCAGGUACGUGGAACAAAUCUUGCCGCAGUCCGCGGAGGCGGCUCCAAGGGAGCAUUUGGGGUCCCAGCUGAUUGCUGGGACCAAGGAAGAUAUCCCGGUGUUUAAGAGGAGGAGGCGGUCCAGCUCCGUCGUGUCCGCCGAGAUGUCCGGCUGCAGCAGCAAGUCUCAUCGGAGGACCUCCCUGCCCUGUAUACCGAGGGAACAGACGUGGUCUCGUCCUGUCUCCCAGGCUAGAGUGCAGUGGCGCCAUCUCGGCUCACUGCAAGCUCCGCCUCCCGGGUUCACGCCAUUCUCCUGCCUCAGCCUCCCGAGUAGCUGGGACUACAGGCACCACCACCACACCCAGCUCAUGGGGCAUUCAGAAUGGGACCACAAACGAGGGCCAAGAGGAUCACAGUCUUCAGGAACCAGUAUUACUGUGGACAUCGCCGUCAUGGGCGAGGCCCACGGCCUCAUUACCGACCUCCUGGCAGACCCUUCUCUUCCACCAAACGUGUGCACAUCCUUGAGAGCCGUGAGCAACUUGCUCAGCACACAGCUCACCUUCCAGGCCAUUCACAAGCCCAGAGUGAAUCCCGUCACUUCGCUCAGUGAAAACUAUACCUGUUCUGACUCUGAAGAGAGCUCUGAAAAAGACAAGCUUGCUAUUCCAAAGCGCCUGAGAAGGAGUUUGCCUCCUGGCUUGUUGAGACGAGUUUCUUCCACUUGGACCACCACCACCUCGGCCACAGGUCUACCCACCUUGGAGCCUGCACCAGUACGGAGAGACCGCAGCACAAGCAUCAAACUGCAGGAAGCACCUUCAUCCAGUCCUGAUUCUUGGAAUAAUCCAGUGAUGAUGACCCUCACCAAAAGCAGAUCCUUUACUUCAUCCUAUGCUAUUUCUGCAGCUAACCAUGUAAAGGCUAAAAAGCAAAGUCGACCAGGUGCCCUCGCUAAAAUUUCACCUCUUUCAUCGCCCUGCUCCUCACCUCUCCAAGGGACUCCUGCCAGCAGCCUGGUCAGCAAAAUUUCUGCAGUGCAGUUUCCAGAAUCUGCUGACACAACUGCCAAACAAAGCCUAGGUUCUCACAGGGCCUUAACUUACACUCAGAGUGCCCCAGACCUAUCCCCUCAAAUCCUGACUCCACCUGUUAUAUGUAGCAGCUGUGGCAGACCAUAUUCCCAAGGGAAUCCUGCUGAUGAGCCCCUGGAGAGAAGUGGGGUAGCCACUCGGACACCAAGUAGAACAGAUGACACUGCUCAAGUUACCUCUGAUUAUGAAACCAAUAACAACAGUGACAGCAGUGACAUUGUACAGAAUGAAGAUGAAACAGAGUGCCUGAGAGAGCCUCUGAGGAAAGCAUCGGCUUGCAGCACCUAUGCUCCUGAGACCAUGAUGUUUCUGGACAAACCAAUUCUUGCUCCCGAACCUCUUGUCAUGGAUAACCUGGACUCAAUUAUGGAGCAGCUAAAUACUUGGAAUUUUCCAAUUUUUGAUUUAGUGGAAAAUAUAGGAAGAAAAUGUGGCCGUAUUCUUAGUCAGGUAUCUUACAGACUUUUUGAAGACAUGGGCCUCUUUGAAGCUUUUAAAAUUCCAAUUAGGGAAUUUAUGAAUUAUUUUCAUGCUUUGGAGAUUGGAUAUAGGGAUAUUCCUUAUCAUAACAGAAUCCAUGCCACUGAUGUUUUACAUGCUGUUUGGUAUCUUACUACACAGCCUAUUCCAGGCCUCUCAACUGUGAUUAAUGAUCAUGGUUCAACCAGUGAUUCAGAUUCUGACAGUGGAUUUACACAUGGACAUAUGGGAUAUGUAUUCUCAAAAACAUAUAAUGUGACAGAUGAUAAAUACGGAUGUCUGUCUGGGAAUAUCCCUGCCUUGGAGUUGAUGGCGCUGUAUGUGGCUGCAGCCAUGCACGAUUAUGAUCAUCCAGGAAGGACUAAUGCUUUCCUGGUUGCAACUAGUGCUCCUCAGGCGGUGCUAUAUAAUGAUCGUUCAGUUUUGGAGAAUCAUCACGCAGCUGCUGCAUGGAAUCUUUUCAUGUCCCGGCCAGAGUAUAACUUCUUAGUUAACCUUGACCAUGUGGAAUUUAAGCAUUUCCGUUUCCUUGUCAUUGAAGCAAUUUUGGCCACUGACCUGAAGAAACACUUUGACUUCGUAGCCAAAUUUAAUGGCAAGGUAAAUGAUGAUGUUGGAAUAGAUUGGACCAAUGAAAAUGAUCGUCUACUGGUUUGUCAAAUGUGUAUAAAGUUGGCUGAUAUCAAUGGUCCAGCUAAAUGUAAAGAACUCCAUCUUCAGUGGACAGAUGGUAUUGUCAAUGAAUUUUACGAACAGGGUGAUGAAGAGGCCAGCCUUGGAUUACCCAUAAGCCCCUUCAUGGAUCGUUCUGCUCCUCAGCUGGCCAACCUUCAGGAAUCCUUCAUCUCUCACAUUGUGGGGCCUCUGUGCAACUCCUAUGAUUCAGCAGGACUAAUGCCAGGAAAAUGGGUGGAAGACAGCGAUGAGUCAGGAGAUACUGAUGACCCAGAAGAAGAGGAGGAAGAAGCAGCAGCACCAAAUGAAGAGGAAACCUGUGAAAAUAAUGAAUCUCCAAAAAAGAAGACUUUCAAAAGGAGAAAAAUCUACUGCCAAAUAACUCAGCACCUCUUACAGAACCACAAGAUGUGGAAGAAAGUCAUUGAAGAGGAGCAACGGUUGGCAGGCAUAGAAAAUCAAUCCCUGGACCAGACCCCUCAGUCGCACUCUUCAGAACAGAUCCAGGCUAUCAAGGAAGAAGAAGAAGAGAAAGGGAAACCAAGAGGCGAGGAGAUACCAACCCAAAAGCCAGACCAGUGACAAUGGAUAGAAUGGGCUGUGUUUCCAAACAGAUUGACUUGUCAAAGAUUCUCUUCAAGCCAGCACAACAUUUAGACACAACACUGUAGAAAUUUGAGAUGGGCAAAUGGCUAUUGCAUUUUGGGAUUCUUCGCAUUUUGUGUGUAUAUUUUUACAGUGAGGUACAUUGUUAAAAACUUUUUGCUCAAAGAAGCUUUCACAUUGCAACACCAGCUUCUAAGGAUUUUUUAAGGAGGGAAUAUAUAUGUGUGUGUGUAUAUAAGCUCCCACAUAGAUACAUGUAAAACAUAUUCACACUCAUGCACGCACACACAUACACACUGAAGGCCAGGAUUGCUGGCUCCACAAUUUAGUAACAUUUAUAUUAAGAUAUAUAGUGGUCACUGUGAUAUAAUAAAUCAUAAAGGAAACCAAAUCACAAAGGAGAUGGUGUGGCUUAGCAAGGAAACAGUGCAGGAAAUGUAGGUUACCAACUAAGCAGCUUUUGCUCUUAGUACUGAGGGAUGAAAGUUCCAGAGCAUUAUUUGAAUUCUGAUACAUCCUGCCAACACUGUGUGUGUGUGUGUGUGUGUGUGUGUGUGUGUGUGUGUGUGUGUGUGUGAAAGAGAGACAGAAGGGAACGGUUUGAGAGGGUGCUUGUGUGCAUGUGUGUGCAUAUGUAAAGAGAUUUUUGUGGUUUCAGUAACUCAUAGACUAGCUGUAGCAAAUGACUGAGUACAUGUGAACAAACAGAAGGAAUUUCACUCUGGAGUGUCUUGGGAGGCAGCCAUUCCAAAUGCCCUCCUCCAUUUAGCUUCAAUAAAGGGCCUUUUGCAGAUGGAGGGCACUCAAGGGCUGGGUGAGAGGGCCACGUGUUUGGUAUUACAUUACUGCUAUGCACCACUUGAAGGAGCUCUAUCACCAGCCUCAAACCCGGAAGACUAAGGCAUUUUCCAAUCUACUUGCCUAAUGAAUGUAUAGGAACUGUCUAUGAGUAUGGAUGUCACUCAACUAAGAUCAAAUCACCAUUUAAGGGGAUGGCAUUCUUUAUACCUAAACACCUAAGAGCUGAAGUCAGGUCUUUUAAUCAGGUUAGAAUUCUAAAUGAUGCCAGAAAAGGCUUGGGAAAUUGUACUUCAGCGUGAUCGCCUGUGUCUUCUUAAUUUGCUGCAAAAUAUGUGGUAGAGAAAGAAAAGGAAACAGAAAAAUCACUCUGGGUUAUAUAGCAAGAGAUGAAGGAGAAUAUUUCAACACAGGGUUUUUGUGUUGACAUAGGAAAAGCCUGAUUCUUGGCAACUGUUGUAGUUUGUCUUUCAGGGGUGAAGGUCCCACUGACAACCCCUGUUGUGGUGUUCCACACGCUGUUUGUUGGGGUAGCUUCCAUCGGCAGUCUGGCCCAUUGUCAGUCAUGCUGCUUCUGGCUGGGGAGAUUAUAGAGAGAUUGUUUGAAGAUCGGGUUAUUAUUGAAAGUCUUUUUUUGUUCGUUUUGUUUUGGUUUGUUUGUUUAUCUACACUUGUUUAUGCUGUGAGCCAAACCUCUAUUUAAAAAGUUGAUACUCACUUUCAAUAUUUUAUUUCAUAUUAUUAUAUAUGUCAUGAUAGUUAUCUUGAUGUAAAUAUGAAGAUUUUUUUGUUUCUGUAGAUAGUAAACUCUUUUUUUAAAAGAGGAAAAGGGAAACAUUUUUAUAAAGUUAUAUUUUAAUCACCAUUUUUAUACAUUGUAGUUCUCUCCAAGCCCAGUAAGAGAAUGAUGAUUCAUUUGCAUGGAGGUCGAUGGACAGCCAAUCAUCUACCUUUUCUAAUUUAAAUGAUAAUCUGAUAUAGUUUUAUUGCCAGUUAAAUGAGGAUGCUGCAAAGCAUGUUUUUUCACUAGUAACUUUUGCUAACUGAAUGAAUUCUGGGUCCAUAUCUCCCAGAUGAAAAACUGUUAACCAAUACCAUAUUUUAUAGUUGGUGUCCAUUUCUUUCCAACACUGUUUGUUAUGAUUCUUCCUUCAGUACUUACAUACAGACCUGCUCAUUAUCUAAACAAUCUUACCUUCUAAGUAAACCUUGAUUGUGAUUUCCAGUUUUUCUUUUCUCUGACGUAGUAGAAAGGAAUGUUUACAUUAAAAAUACUUUUGUUUCUCAUAAAUGGAUAUUGUACUCCCCCCUUUCAAAGCAUUAUUUUACAAUAAUUCAUGGCAUUUUAAAAAAUAAGGCAAAGAUAAUAUGACAAAAAAUAUACAUGGUUUCAAGGCAAAUUCUCCAAUAAGUAGGAAAAUGUAAAAAGGAUCAAGUGGAUGCAGCCUCUACCUAAAUAAUUAAAAUAUAUUUCAGUAUGUUUCUGAAUUAACACCAGGUCUUCAUUAUUCAGAACUUACUAAAUUGUUUUCAUUUUCUUAGUUUUACCUGUGUAUCUCCAUGUUUGCAAAAAUUACUAUGAGUCAAAUUUUGCCAGUGAAUUUAACUAUUUUUCUUUCCUUGCAAUUAAGGGGAAAAAAGCAUUUAUCUUCUCUUCUCAUACGCCUUGCAUCUAAGUACUUAGCAAAGUCAAUAUUUUCCCAUUUUCCAAAUGCUGUCCAUCUCUAACAUAAAUGUUAAUUGAACAUAGAGCUAUGUUUGGAGUGAGUGGACUGGCAGGACAGUUGGAAGUCCAUCACAGUCUAUUGACAGUUUCAUCAAAGCUGUAUAGUCCAACUAGUGGGGCAGCUUGGCUACUAUGGUGGAAGUCUCAGCAAACUGCCUGGUUUUGUUUGUUUGUUUUGUUUUAAGGUACAGGAAAUAAGAGGAAUAAUAGUGGCCAAAGCAAUUAGAACAUCUUCAUUCCAGAACUGUGUUCAGCAAUCCAGGCAGAUUGAUACAUUUUUCUUUAAAAAUAAAUUGCUAUUACAGCUAAACGUCAAUUGGGAUAAAUAAAGGGAUGAAGAUCCACUAAGUUUGUGACUUUCAUACACACCCAGUACAUCUCAAAGGAUGCUAAGGGACAUUUUCUGCCAGUAGAGUUCUCCCCCUUUUUGGUGACAGCAAUAUUAUUAUGUUCACAUCCAACUCCAGAGCUUACUUCCUGUGGUGCCAAUGUAUUUGUUGCAAUUUACUACAUUUUUAUAUGAGCCUAUUUAUAGGUGCCAUUAAACUCAGGUCUUUCAAAUGAAAGAGUUUCUAGCCCACUUAGGGAAAAAGAUAAUUGUUUAGAAAACCAUAAAAUCAAUGGUAGGAAAAGUUGGAACAGGUUACCUGGAUGCCAUGGUUCUCUGUUAAAUAAAGUAAGAGACCAGGUAUAUUCUGAGUGUCAUCAGUGUUAUUUUCAGCAUGCUAAUAAAUGUCUUUCUGGUUAUAUAUCUAUCUAAAUUAACCUUUAAAAUAUUGGUUUCCUUGAUAAAAGCACCACUUUUGCUUUUGUUAGCUGUAAUAGUUUUUGUCAUUUAGAUAAGACCUGGUUUGGCUCUCAAUAAAAGAUGAAGACAGUAGCUCUGUACAGGGAUAUAUCUAUAUUAGUCUUCAUCUUAUGAAUGAAGAAAUUUUCUCAUAUUAUGUUCAAGAAAGUAUUUACUUCCUAAAAAUAGAAUUCCCGAUUCUGUCUAUUUUGGUUGAAUACCAGAACAAAUCUUACCGUUGCAAUCCCAGUAAAACGAAAGAAAAGGAAUAUCUUACAGACUGUUCAUAUUAGAUGUAUGUAGACUGUUAAUUUGCAGUUUCCCCAUAUUUCCUGCCUAUCUUACCCAGAGAACUUUCUUUGAAGGUAAAAGCUGUGCAAAAGGCAUGAGACUCAGGCCUACUCUUUGUUUAAAUGAUGGAAAAAUAUAAAUUAUUUUCUAAGUAAUAAAAGUAUAAAAAUUAUCAUUAUAAAUAAAGUCUAAAGUUUGAAAUUAUUAAUUUAUAAAAGUGAACUAACUGUGUGAUUAUCAAAUCCUGAUUAAUGAGAAGUGAAUAAUCUAAAAAUCAUUUAUAUUCUACUGUGGGAGGUAUUCUUGGUGCUUCCAUGUCAGUAUCGGGCUCUCCAUUGUCCUCAUCAUUUAUAGUACUUCUAAAAUAAUAAUGGAAACCUCAAUAAGGGUCUUGUCCUCUUCUGUCAUCCUAACCCUGAUUCUAGUUUAAUGCCUUUCCUGACUUAUAUGCCAUUUGCAAAUAAACUUCCUUUCAAACUGUUAGAACACUCCAAUAAAACAAAGUUCUAUGAACUUUCAUAGUCUAGAAAAACCAACAAGAUCCCCCUUAUUUAGCGAUUAUUAGCUAAUGUGUGAAAGAAAUAUCAAUAAAAGUUCAAAUGCUAAUAGCUCAAUUCCAGAUAAUUGAAAGCUAAAAUAUCUAUGUACUUUGAAGCCAAACUGAGUUUAUUUCAUUGAUAGAACAAGCAGCAACACAUUUUAUGACCAUUGUCCUAGGUCGUUUGUGUCUUUAUGAAUUUGCUGAUAUUGUCAGUCCAUUUUUUAAAUCUUCAACAAAAUUCAAUUUUAAGAUUAAGAAAUCAGCAAUUUUAGGUAAAGAAUAUUCCAAAAUUAAAUUGUUCUUUUUAAGAAAUAUAUCAGUUUUAGGCCCUAUAUUCACACAUCAAUUUGUUCAUCUGGAAGAUAUUCAAAUUCUUAUUGGGAAUGAAUUACACUACAAACAAUGAGUUGAGCUAAAAACUAUACAUAACUUAAAUUAAGAUUUGCAUACGUAUUUGUGUGUUUCACACCAAAGACCCCUGCUCAGAGAACGGUAACAUAUUUUCCAGUCUAUGUUAUGCAACAUGGAUGUUAGGCAAUGUGUGCUAUUGCCAACACAUGGUAUUUGUUGAAAUACAUGUUGCUUUGACCUUACCUAAUGGUGCUUUUACCUAACUUGAAUUGCUUUUUGUGUUCCCACCAGCAAAUCAUUCUAACAGCAGGCUAACAAUGGUGAAGUAAAAUGAACAUUUUGGGGCCGGGCGCAGUGGCUCACGCCUGUAAUCCCAGCACUUUGGGAGGCCAAGGCUGGUGGAUCACCUGAGGUCGGGAGUUCGACACCAGCCUGACCAACACGGAGAAACCCCGUCUUUACUAAAAAUACAAAAUGAUCCAGGUGUGGUGGCGCAUAUCUGUAAUCCCAGCUACCCAGGAGGCCGAGGCAGGAGAAUCGCUUGAACCUGGGAGGCAGAGGUUAUGGUGAGCUGAGAUUGCACCAUUGCACUCCAGCCUGGGCAACAGGAGUUAAAUUUUGCCUCAAAAAAAAAAAAAAAAAAAAAAAAAAGAACAUUUUUUGGCAAAA